AUGACCAAGGCCAAUCCUGUCGCUUUCUUAUCCGCCCUUAAAGCAUGGCAACUCAAACACCUGGCAUUCCUUACUGGACUCAAUUCUACAGGAACAAAAGCGCAUUUAUGUAAAACACUGGUAGACUGUACGAGGAAGCCUACCCUCCCUGGUCCCCGAUGCAGAAUCCUCAGCAUAGACAUGGGAGUCAAGAAUCUCGCCUUCUGCCUACUGGAUCUACAUAGGUUGCCUCAAGGUUCUGAGCCAAUCAAUGCCGACAACGGCGAUAGAACGUUGUCUUUACACCUCUCAGACUGGAAACGCCUGGAUGUGUCAGAGAGGCUUGUGGCUCGACAUACAAAUUCUCAAAUAGCAACAGUAUCACGGAUAUUCGAAAAUCGCGUUGGCAAGGCUGAAGAAUUGGAAGCGACUGAGAUGACUCCUGAUGAAGGCUCAAAUCUGUAUGCGCCCUCCUCUCUGUCCAAAAUUGCGUUUGGUCUAGCUUCUGAGUUUCUGCAAUACAAACCUGAUUACAUUCUGAUAGAACGGCAGAGGUUUCGGUCAGGUGGUGGACCAGCUAUACAAGAAUGGACAGUUCGGGUGAACAUGCUGGAGAGCAUGCUAUGGGCAUCACUGGAGACAAUGCGACGUGGUCACCAUGAGACACAAGUUGCGCAAGGAAGCACUUUCCCCAACGUCCUGGAGAUGAGCCCUCGACGAGUUGGCAUGUUUUGGCUGACUCGGGGAGACUUCUUUCCAGCACCUGCAGACAUAGCUGCGUCACUCAUGGUUUCUCAGGACACGGCAAAGACUGUGGAGACAGAAAUCAAAAAGAAGUCAUUCGAGAAGAAGGACAAGAUUGCAUUGGCCCGACACUGGCUUUCGCUUGCGCUGACUACGGACGAGCUGAUGGUUGAUGCAGACCUUGCUUCGAUGGUUGCUUCGUUCUGUUCGCCUAGAGAACGACCAAGUCGCCGGCGAAGCAAAGACGGGGAGCAAGAACAAGAGGUUGAAACCAAAGAUGCAUCGGCCAUUUCUGGUAAACUAGAUGAUCUGGCAGACUGUCUUGUGCAGGCAGUGACGUUUGCUCUCUGGGAGCAGAAUCGCGCAAGGCUUCGAGAAUACAUUGAUUCUGAAAAACGGUAA
This is a messenger RNA of Aureobasidium melanogenum CBS 110374, 1125 nucleotides long. RefSeq names its product mitochondrial resolvase Ydc2. The transcript has a single exon. Gene Ontology annotation, molecular function: flap-structured DNA binding; crossed form four-way junction DNA binding; DNA endonuclease activity. The coding region runs from base 1 to 1125 and encodes 374 amino acids. The record is from RefSeq and is a predicted model, not a curated record. Gene Ontology annotation, cellular component: mitochondrion. Lineage: Eukaryota; Fungi; Ascomycota; Dothideomycetes; Dothideales; Saccotheciaceae.